Messenger RNA from Gossypium raimondii (Peruvian cotton), 636 nucleotides. RefSeq lists its product as uncharacterized. The record is from RefSeq and is a predicted model, not a curated record. Bases 1 to 636 code for a protein of 211 amino acids. Lineage: Eukaryota; Viridiplantae; Streptophyta; Magnoliopsida; Malvales; Malvaceae. The transcript has a single exon.
AUGGAUGGGAUUUUCUUGUCAUCUUCAGCUGAGAAAUCUGUUCCUCCAAACAAGCAACUCAAGAACAUUCCAAGGAGACAUAGUAGUGGAGCUCACACAAGCAUCAUCCAUGGGGGAGGAGGAGGCCUCUUUUUGGCUCCCCCACCGUCUCUUUCCUUCUCUUAUCCAUUCUAUCAGGCUCAGCAUCAACCACCUCUCCUUCCACUUCCACUCCCUAAUAAACCUCUUCAUACGUCGCUCCCUUCUCGAACCCCACCCCUUUCAUCUUCUCCAUCUAACCUCAAAAGCAACAGAUACAAAGACCAAUCUCUGACCCCUCCAAAGAGAUCAAAAUCGAAGCAACUCAGUGGCAAAUCAGUAGGAGAGCCAAAGAAACUUCAAACCAGACCAACGGAGGGAAAAAAAGCACAAGGUGCAAUUAGUAAGCCCUUUGUCAUGGCAUCAGGAGGACCCCAGGCGGCUGCGAGAGAUUUGGAGAGGCUUUCAAGUUCUAUCUUUACACUCUCUCCACCACCUAGCAGCUUGCCUUUGCCCAGCUUUUCGCUUAGACCAAAGCUUGGCUGCAAGGCUGAAGCUGGUGGAGGAGUCGAUGAUGGAGCCACUGACAAUCUCCGACGACUCCUACGUCUCCCUUGA